Messenger RNA from Tripterygium wilfordii, 2626 nucleotides. Its product is annotated as beta-1,2-xylosyltransferase XYXT1-like. Gene Ontology annotation, molecular function: glycosyltransferase activity. Bases 373 to 2124 code for a protein of 583 amino acids. The transcript has 3 exons. Lineage: Eukaryota; Viridiplantae; Streptophyta; Magnoliopsida; Celastrales; Celastraceae. The record is from RefSeq and is a predicted model, not a curated record.
CUGUCAAGCUUAUAGUUAAGCUAUACCUAUCUCAAGCUGGAAUCCUCAGGCCGGCCGGCGUAUCUUUCUCAGUUUUAAUGGAAGAAAAUUCACCUAACUAAUCAUAGAUAGAGAGAGAGAGGCAGAGGUCAUUGUCUCUACAGUCAACAACAAUGUCUUUUUCUAACCCAACAUUUCAGAGACUUAGUCAUAACAUCAGUUUAUAAGAGGCCUUGUUCAUGAUCAUUUUCAUGGGAAGCAAUAUAUAUAGAGUCUCAUAGCUUUGCAGUCCAUAUAUUGCUGAUAGUUUUGAAUACAUGAACAAAGUGUACAAAAGCAUGCGUAAAAUCUGCUUCAUGAUCGGUUAGUUUUUGAUUCGUUUUUUGAGCGAAAAUGAUGUAUGAUUCGAUACUUGCUAGAAGCUUUAGCAGACAUGAGCAGAAGAAGUUGGGUUAUGGAGCAUUGGUUGCUUGUUUUCUUCUGGCAUUGAGCAUAUGCACUGUGUUUAAGCCUUAUUUAGGCCCCAAUAUUCCAAUGAUGAAUUUACGUUUGUCGAUGGAUACAAUCAGUCCUCGGCACAUGGUUGGUCACAUAAGGCAGUGGAUCAAUUAUCCAAACAGUCAGAACAUGAAUUUGGUCAUUGAAACAAACAGUUCUCAAGAGAUUGGAGAUGACAAAUUGGUAUUAGUAAAUGAAGCAAUCACGCGUGAAGGGAUUGAAGGCGACAGAAUGCAAUCAGGGAAUGAAACAAGCAGGUCUCAGAAGGUUGAAGGUGAGAAAAUGAUAUCAGUGAAUGAAACUGCAAGCCGGUCUCAGAGGAUUGAAGAUGGGAAAAUGCUGUCAGGGAAUGAAAGUACCCGCAGGUCUAAGGAGGUUGAAGGUCAAGAAAUGGUAGAAGCAAAUGACACUAGCAGGUCUAGAGAGAUUGAAGGUGAUGAACUGUUGUCGGUCAAUGGCGCUGAGAGCUCACAGGAAAUAGUUCAGGAAAAUGCAGCACAAAUGAUGGAGCCAGUGUGCAAUUUUACGGAACCCAGAACAGAUUUUUGCGAGAUCAAUGGAGAUAUCAGGGUUGAUGCAAAGUCUUCAACAGUUUUCUUUGCUUCAUCUCAAACAGGCAUCUUGGCAAAAAACAGUACUUCAUGGAAUAUCAGACCAUACGCUCGAAAAACAGACAAAACAGCGAUGAAUAUUGUUCGAAAAUGGUCAAUUAAACCAGCUUACAAAGAAAUCCCCCAAUGCUCUCAACAUCACAAUGUUCCUGCCAUUCUUUUCUCCAUUGGAGGAUAUGCAGGAAACCAUUUUCAUGCCUUCACUGAUGUCAUUAUUCCAUUGUUUUUGACUUCUCAACAGUUCAAUGGAGAAGUAAAAUUUCUUAUCAGCAACAGUUAUCCUUCCUGGACUACCAAGUUCCAGUCAAUACUUGAAGGGCUAUCGCGGUACAAGUUAAUCAACAUCGACAAAGAAGAGGAAAUCCAUUGCUUUCCGAGCUUGAUCUUAGGCCUUAAAAGUCACAAGGAAAUGGGGAUUGAUUCUUCAAGAUCUCCGCAUACCAUGAAACACUUCAGGCAGUUUUUAAGAAGCUCAUAUUCCUUAAAGAAAGCUACUGCCAUCAAAAUGAGAGAUGCUGAUAAAAGAAAGCCCCGGCUUCUGAUCAUUUCAAGAAGAAGAACUCGAGCGUUUACAAAUUCAGGUGAGAUUGCCAGAAUGGCUAAGAGAUUGGGAUACAAAGUGCUUGUUGCAGAACCAGAUGCAAACAUCACAAGAGUUGCGCAAGUCGUGAACUCUUGCGACGUAUUGUUGGGUGUUCAUGGAGCUGGUCUUACUAACAUGGUCUUCCUUCCUGAGAAUGCAAUAUUGAUCCAAAUCCUCCCAAUCGGGCGAUUCAACUGGCUGGCAAGAACUGACUUUGGAUGGCCUGCAAAGGAUAUGAACAUAAGGUACUUAGAUUAUGAGAUACAGCAACAAGAAAGCACUUUGAUCCAACAAUACCCACUUGAUCAUGCUGUCUUCAGAGACCCUUCUGUAAUUGGUAAAAAGGGGUGGAAUGCAUGGAAGUCAGUGUACUUGGAGCAACAAAAUGUAAAGCUUGAUGUCAAUAGGUUUAGACCAACUUUGUUAAAAGCCCUUGAGCUUCUGCAUCAGUAGAUUUUUUUUGUUUCUUUCUAUAGGAGGAUAUAUACCUAUUCAUGAUACACUCUUCCCUACACAAAUCAUUCAGUUUAUCUUUUUGUUUGCCAUCAGUGCAAGCAAAUGACCCAAUUUGAGCCUUGCCGGGCAAUUAUUUGUUAAGCUGAAAAGAUAAAGCCAGUUUGCAUUGCACCAAUAUCAGAUUUUUUUCCCAAGAAUAAUGGAGAUGUCAGGAUUGAUUGAAAAUCCUCCAUUGUUUUCAUUACUUCAUCUCAAACAGGCCUAUAUGACAAGCCGUGGAGUAUCAGACCGUAUGCUCGAAAGGAAGAUAAGACGGCGGUGAGGAAGAUGACAGAAUGGUUAGUGAAGUUCAUAAAGAUUAAAGAGUCACCAAGAAAUCCCUCAGUGCUCUCAAAAUCACAGUGUUUCCAGCUCUCAUUUUCUGGAUUUCAAAGCUUCAAGCAAUACUAAUGGGAUAGUUUCAAUACGAAUUUAUCGACAUUGACAGAGAAAAGGGAGA